AUAUAAACGGUUUACAUUGAUCAGCAGAAAUGGACGGCUUUACAACCACCUUCGAACAGGUAAAACUUCAACUCCCUUCUCAGUAUUCCUCCAAAACAAACACCCUAUGACACCUACACCAGCAGCGCAAGUGGGCAUGGAGCCACCAGAAUGUCCAGUUUGCCUACAAUCCUACGACGGCGACACCACAAUUCCCCGCGUACUCGGAUGCGGGCAUUCAGCGUGCGAGCCCUGCCUCGCACACCUCAAUCUCCUUCGCCCUAUCACCCUCCCGCACACCCUACGCUGCCCAUCUUGUACUCAGCUCGUCAACUUCCCUCAUCCUCAAGGCCCCUCCGCACUCCCUAAGAACAUCGACCUCCUCCGUUUCUCUCUCCUCCUCCAAGACCAAGACCGAGACCAAGACCAACACACCAACUCAAAACCCCAAAAGAAUAACUCCAACAAACCCCUUCUUAAUGACAAUUCCUCUUUACGACGUCGUUUUCUACCUCGAAUAUGGUCGGAGGAGUUGUAUUCUGCUUGGAAGGACUGGAUUCUUCCCUACGGCGCGGUUUCGAUUGAGGAUGAAUUGGUCAGUACUACUGGUAGAAUUAACAUUAGUUCCAAUUUUGUGGAUUUGAGUUUAUCUUCUAUUAUGCGGUGUCGUUUAGUUGAAAAUCAUGUGGUUGGUCUUGUUAAAGUUGGGCGUUUUGUGUUGAGUGAUCCUUUGUUGGAGUAUAGUUAUGUGGGUAAAAUUAUGAGGGUCCUUAGUUUGAUGAGUGAUUAUCAAAGGAAUGAAAUAAGUAACAUUUUGGGUGUUUCCAUGAAAUAUUCUAGAGUUUGCAGGGUUCUUGGGCUUUGGCUCAAUGUUGAAAAUGAUGGGUUUCUUUAUUUAGUUACUGAGAAAUUAAAUAAUGGGUUUUUGAAUUCGGGAAAUUUAGGAUAUGAGAUUGAUCAAUAUAACACGGAAUGGGGGUGUUUGUUGGGGUCAAUUGGUGUUGACUUGUGUGAAGCUAUUAUCAGUUUGCAUUCAGAAGGCUUUGUGUGUGGUUUUUUAAAUAUGUCUUGCCUUUGCUUUGAUGAGUUUGGGCAUGUUUGCAUUGAUAUAGGCGAGGCCUUGGUGAUGGGAAGGAAGUUCCGUCAGUGUUUUGUGGAGGGAAUCAAAGGUGGGCGGGAAAUCGAUGGUUUUGACGUUGAACUGUUUAUUGGGAAUAUGCUGGACAUGGGUGCAUUUGUGAGCCCAGAGGUGUGGAUGGAGUUGCUUGGUAGGGAAAAUAUUGAGGUAGAUAAAAAUGAUGUGAGUUACCCAGUUUGUUAUAAAUCUGAUAGCUGGUUAUUAGCCUGUGUUUUGAUAAAUCUCCUUAUUGGGAAUAAGAUUUCUGUAGAGAUGUACAAUUACUUGAAAUUUGUCUUUCAAGGAAAGAAUGAGCGAGUUUCUGAGUAUAAAAUCAAUUAUCUUCAGUGGAUAGAAACGAUAAAUGCUAUGUUGGAGCCGUCAGUGGGUACUGAAUAUGCAUCAGUACAUGAGAUUUUGCUCAAAUGCUUGGCUUUUGAUCCAGGAACUAGACCACUUGUAACUGAUGUGUGGAAGUGUAUCAAAGGAUUGAGAUCUUACCAUUUUAUUAAUAAUGUCUCUAGCUUGGAUAGUGGAUCCAUGAAGGAGAACAUUGGCCAAUGUUUGGCUUUGGGAGAGCUGUGCAAUAUUUUAAAUGAUGCAAGAAACGAAUCAAGAAUAUCCAAGUUACCCGAGGAACAUGAUGAUUGUAAACCAAACCGUAAUCUGGUGGGGGAAAAUACAGUUGAUAAUGUUGUUAAGGGACUAUCUGCUGGUAAAUUGCAAUGUAAGGUUUUGCAAGGCCAUCUGGAUUGUGUAACAGGAUUAUGUGUUGGAGGAGGGUAUCUUUUUAGCUCAUCAUUUGAUAAAACAAUCAAUGUGUGGUCUUUACAGGAUUUUGUGCAUGUGCAUACGUUUAAAGGUCAUGAGCACAAAGUCAUGGCUUUGGUCUUUUUAAAUCAAGAAACGCCUCUGUGUAUCAGUGCUGACAGUGGAGGUGGUAUAUAUGCCUGGGAAAUAAAUGAGACUUUAGCUCAAGAACCCUUGAAGAAGUGGUAUGAGGAAAAAGAUUGGCGUUAUAGUGGCAUUCAUGCCUUAGCUGUUUCCGAAUCUGGUUGUCUCUACACUGGCAGUGGUGACAGGUUGAUAAAAGCUUGGUCAUUAAGGGAUUAUACCCUGCUGUGCAGCAUGGAGGGUCAUAAAUCAGUGGUUGCUACCCUAGCAUUGUGCAAUGGAAUUCUGUACAGCGGAAGUUGGGAUGGUACCGUUCGAUUGUGGUGUCUUCACGAUCACAGUCCUCUAGCAGUAUUUGGUGAAGACAUUCCUGGGACAGUGUCAUCUGUGCUAUCUCUUGUUGUGGACCAAAAUAUGAUCAUUGCCGCUCAUGAGAAUGGCUGUAUAAAGAUGUGGGUUGAUGAUGAAUUUAAAACGUCAACAAAAAUCCAAAAUGGGGCCACUCUUGCUCUUGCAAUGGAUGGGAGGUGGCUUUUUCUUGGAGGAUGGGGCCGGACUAUAAACGUCCAGGAGAUAACAGGAUCUGAAUCUGAGAUGGAUAUUUUAGAAGUUGGAUCUAUUGCUUGCGAUUCUGUAAUAACAGCUAUACGGUGUGUACAAGGGGCUCUGUUUGUUGGAUAUGCUAACAAACUUGUCAAGCAAGGAAAGUUGAAUGGAGGAGGCCCUUUUCCGAAGCUGCAUCACCAAGCUUGUUCUGGUUUGUAAUGGCUCCCAAAGGAAGAGUUGAUACUUAUAUUUGUUUGUUUCUAUAUUAGAGGAACCGGAUUAGAAUUCAACUGAAGAAUCACAUUCCCGAUCAGAGUUGCAGUUUACAUAGUUGUGUAAGUAUUGUACAUAAAUGGUACCUGGCAAAUUUCUAAUAAUUCGAAGUACCAUUCUUUGGUUUUGAUAGCCUGUUAUUGGGUUGUUCGAUUCAACAAUGAAAAGUCCUAGUUUAUGACCCAUCUAAUGUAUGAAAUUAUAAAGUAUAAGAUACAUGUAAGUGGAAUAUACUUCUUUUGUUUUA
Messenger RNA from Chenopodium quinoa (quinoa), 3056 nucleotides. RefSeq lists its product as uncharacterized. Gene Ontology annotation, molecular function: ATP binding; protein kinase activity; protein binding. The transcript is spliced from 7 exons. Lineage: Eukaryota; Viridiplantae; Streptophyta; Magnoliopsida; Caryophyllales; Amaranthaceae. Bases 107 to 2755 code for a protein of 882 amino acids. The record is from RefSeq and is a predicted model, not a curated record. Gene Ontology annotation, biological process: protein phosphorylation.